AUGGAUAAGUCUGUCGAAAAUGCGUCUUCACAGCUAGGUAGCACUGGUGCGAAUUCCACUAGUCCUGUGAAUAUCAUUGAUACAGAGGGUGGAAAUGACAACGAGGAAGAGCUGGAAUACUCUCUUGGCGAUGAAGAAUUAGGAAGCGAAGAGGAGCAGUUAGAAGGCGAUACACAAGCACCUGUUCAAAGAUCAAACCAAGAUGCUAUUGAAGGUGAUACUCUAGACGCUUUUAAAAAGAAAAAGAGAGCCAGAAAAUCUGAAGCAUGGGAUGAUUUCGAAGAUGUGGAAGUUGGGUCUCAGAAGACAAUUUACUCAGAGUGUAAGCAUUGGCAGUCUAGAUUCAAAAAGACGAAAACCGGUACAACUUCAAGUUUGUUAAGGCAUCGGAAAAAUUGUCCAAAACGAUUGGAGAAACUCAAAAUAGUAGAGGCACGCCAGCAAAAACUCAAUUUUCCAGCUGCUAAUUCUAGCUCAAAUGCUCAUUCCCUCCUUCAUACUAGCAAGUUUGACAUGGCUGCCAUGAGACAAAGCGCGGUUGAGUGGGUGCUUAUGCAUGAGCAUCCCUUUUCAAUUGUGGAGGAAGAUGGCUUCAACUUAAUGAUGAAAAAGGAGAUGCCUGAAUGGCAAAAAAUCAGCCGGACUACUAACAAGAAAGAUUGUCUUUCCGUGUAUGAAAGAGAGAAGCAGAAAUUGAAACAUUUGUUAAGUAAAGUCAAGAAAAUCAGCUUGACCACAGACCUUUGGAAGUCCAAGAACCAAAAAAUUGAAUACAUGGUUAUAACUGGACAUUGGAUUGACUGCCAGUGGAGAUUACAAAAACAGGUCCUCAACUUUGUGCAUGUUCCCUCUCCACGUCCGGGCAUUGCCAUUGCAGAUGCUAUUUACAAAUGCAUGUUGGAUUGGGGCAUUGAGAGCAAAAUUUAUACAGUGUCAGUUGAUAACGCGUCAAAUAAUGACACCGCACUACGAUGUUUGAAGGACACCUUCUCGAGAAACAAGUGCUUGUUGGCCAAAGGAAAGUUAUUCCAUGUGAGAUGUUGUGCUCACAUACUUAACCUGAUGGUUCAAGAUGGCCUUAGUGAAAUUCAAGGAAUAAUUCAUGACAUACAGCUACGAUUGCCUGAAAGAGUGCUGAUUUAUGACUGCAAAACAAGGUGGAAUUCGACCUAUGAGAUACUAGCUUGCGCUUUCAAGUUCAAUGAGGUGUUCCCAAGAUUCAAAGACAGAGAGUCAAGCUAUACUUUUUGUCCUUCCACAGAAGAUUGGGAAAAGGUAAAAAAGGUGUGCAGUAUUUUAGGAGUUUUUUGGAAUGCGACUCAUAUAAUAUCUGGGAGUGAUUAUCCGACAGCUAAUUUAUAUUUAAAUGAAGUUUGUCGGAUAAAAACGCUUCUAGAUAGCAGAGCAAACGAUGAAGACAGCUUUAUUCAAGCAAUGGUCUGGAAGAUGAAGAUGAAAUUUGACAAGUAUUGGGGUGAGUGUAACCUGAUGAUGUCCAUAGCAGCCAUCUUGGAUCCCAGACUCAAGAUGCGAGUGCAUGUUUCAAGUUCAAGAGAUUCUGGAGCAAACUCUCAAGUAGUGACAAAUGAUCCCGGUAGCAAGAGUAGCAAUAGUUCAUCAUCUACAAUGACACACGUUACUGGAAUGUGUGAAUUUCUAUCUCACAUUGCUACUGUGGAACCCGUUCAACCGGAGAAAAAUGAGCUAGAUAUCUACUUUGAAGAUGGCCUUCUCAGUGCUAUGGAUAAGUCGAGCCUGGAUAUUGUCAACUUAGAUGCUUUGAAAUGGUGGAAAAGCACAACAAAAUACAAGAUUUUGCCUAAGAUGGCUGCGGAUAUUUUAGUCAUUCCUGUUAGCACCGUAGCUUCAGAAGCGACAUUUAGUGCUGGAACUAGAGUGCUUGAUUCCUACCGUGCUUCUUUAGCUCCAGAAACUGUAGAGAUGUUGAUGUGUGCUGGGGAUUGGUGUCGUAGGCUACACGGGUUGGCUUAA
Molecule: messenger RNA, 1992 nt
Organism: Coffea arabica (coffee)
Lineage: Eukaryota; Viridiplantae; Streptophyta; Magnoliopsida; Gentianales; Rubiaceae
Source: RefSeq, a predicted model, not a curated record